Colletotrichum spaethianum is the source of this 2361-nucleotide messenger RNA. RefSeq names its product putative beta-glucosidase E. Gene Ontology annotation, molecular function: beta-glucosidase activity. The transcript has 2 exons. The record is from RefSeq and is a predicted model, not a curated record. The coding region runs from base 1 to 2361 and encodes 786 amino acids. Gene Ontology annotation, biological process: glucan catabolic process. Lineage: Eukaryota; Fungi; Ascomycota; Sordariomycetes; Glomerellales; Glomerellaceae.
AUGCAUAAACCAUCAACCGCCUGGGCUUUAGCCCUACUCACUUUUGUGACUGGCACCUUGGCCGAAGAUGCGUCGGCCAACUAUACCGAGCAACUGUUGAGCUCAGGCACGAUCAAGCUCGGAGAAUGGCAGGACGCCUACGAUAAGGCAGCAGCACUGGUGGCGACUCUGACUAACGAUGAAAAGAUUUCCAUCGUGGCUGGUAGUAGUGCAGGCAAUUGGUCCGGUCUGCACAACCUCGACUCGGCCACGAACCCUCUCACCUAUUUUUACGUCACGACGUGGCCCGCUGGCCUAGCGAUGGCUAUGACUUGGGAUACAGCAGCCGCCCAGGGUCAAGGCUAUGGCGUUGGCGAAGAGUUCAAGGGAAAGGGCAUCAACAUGGCAUACGGACCAACCUUGGAGCCCCUCGGUCGCUCAGCAUGGGGCGGUCGAUCUGGUGAGACGUACGGUGUUGACAGCUAUCAGGCCGGCAUCAUGGCCGGCUCAGUCGUCAAGGGGAUGUCGUCCGCCGGCGUCAUCGCCAACGCCAAGCACUUCAUUCUCAACGAACAAGAGACCAACCGAAUGGCUACCGGUGGUGGCAUGGGCGGUGGACAAGGCGGUCCUCCCGGCGGAGGAGGGAACGCCACACUCACAACCCGCCAAACACCCUCUACAGGCAAUACGACCAACGGCACGACUGCUUCGGGCGGUUCCGCCCCAUACAGCGUGACCAUUGGCGACAAAGCCUUUCACGAAACGUACUUGUGGCCGUUUUACGACACCAUAUACAACGGCAUGGGUGGUGCUAUGUGCGCCAUGAACAAGGUCAACAGCACCUUCUCUUGCGAGAGCCAAGACCUCCUCGCCAAGUACCUCAAGGUUGAGCUUGGAUUUCCAGGCCUUGUUUCUGCAGAUGUCAGUGCCCAGCAGACAGGUAUCAACGCUGCCAAUGCGGGCAUGGAUCUCUCUACCAGCUCGUACUGGUCCAACACCACGCUUGGAGCAGGUCUCGCCAACGGUAGCUUUACUACCGAAAGACUCGACGACAUGGUUAUCCGCAACAUGAUCGGCUACUUCCAUCUGGGCCAGGACGAUGGCUACCCCAGUCUCGCCGGCGCCACUGACCGCGUGGACAACCGCGGCAACCACAGUGUACUGGCAAGGCAGUACGCCGCCGAGUCAAUCGCCUUGCUCAAGAACACCAACGGAGCGCUCCCCUUGAUGAACAAGACCAGUGUAAGCAUCUUUGGAUACCACGCUGGCCCGCGAUAUGUCGGUGCCAAUACGGCUCUGGCUGUCUACGCUGGCGAGCCCUCGACUAUGCAGGGUCACAUGUCCGUGGUUGGAGGAUCCGCCAUGGGCUCGCUCGCCUACCUUACCACACCUCUGCAGCUCUUCAACCAGCGGGCCGCGAAGGAUGGCUUCAUGCUCCGCUGGUGGCUCAAUGACACCUCCGAGACAACGUCUAGCGGAAUGGUCGGCUCCGGCACGGAGCUCACUGAGACUACGACAGGCGUGGCUGAAAACUCCGAUGCUUGUGUUGUCUUCCUCAACGCAUGGGGCGGCGAGGGCGCUGACCGCUCAGAGCUGUACAACGCGGACCAGGAUACUCUCGUCCAAACUGUGGCUGGCGUGUGCAACAAUACCAUCGUUGUGAUCAACACCAUCGGUCCCCGCCUGGUAGACAACUGGAUUGAGCAUGAGAACGUUACGGGUGUCCUUUACGCAGGUGCGCUGGGACAGGAGUCUGGAAACGCAAUCGACGACGUCCUUUUUGGCGCCGUGAACCCUUCGGGCAGACUUGUGCACACAAUUGCCAAGAACGAGAGCGACUACAACCCGGAUACUAUCAUCAGCUCUACAGAGCUGGAUCUGGACUUCUCAGACGGCAACUACAUUGACUACAAGUACUUCGACUACUACAACAUCACGCCCCGGUACGAGUACGGAUACGGUCUAUCUUACACGACCUUCAAUUACUCAUCCACCGUCAAGGUUGACGCCACUGACAAGCUCACAAGUGGAUUCGCUGUAGGAGAGAGGUCCAUUGGCGGGCGAGAGGAUCUGUGGGACACUGUAGCCAUCGUAUCAACCACUAUUUCUAACACGGGUUCCGUGGUCGGGGCUGAGGUCGCCCAAUUGUAUAUCUCGUUCCCUGACGUGGCUGGAGAGCCCGUCAGGCAACUGCGUGGUUUCCAAAAGAUUACGGUUCAGCCUGGAGAAAGCGUUGAUGUGGCCUUCCCCCUGAGGCGGAGAGACCUGAGUGUCUGGGAUGUCGCCGGACAGGAGUGGAAGGUUGAGAGUGGAGAGUAUAAGCUGUAUGUUGGAGCUAGCAGCAGAGAUUUCCGGACACAGACAACUUUGACGGUUUCUUAA